This is a messenger RNA of Malania oleifera, 420 nucleotides long. RefSeq lists its product as uncharacterized. The transcript has a single exon. Lineage: Eukaryota; Viridiplantae; Streptophyta; Magnoliopsida; Santalales; Ximeniaceae. The record is from RefSeq and is a predicted model, not a curated record. Bases 1 to 420 code for a protein of 139 amino acids.
AUGGUAUCAGAGCCAAUGAUGGAGGAAUCCUUCAAUACCAGCCAAACAACUCCUCCAAACCCAUCGCCAAACACCAUUCCUACACAGCCAAACACCAAUUCGUCAGGAGCUGUUUCUCACGACCCAACGCAGCCUACUAGUCCUUAUUAUAUUGGCAACAGUAAUGAUUUAGGUGCCAUGCUUGUCACACAUACCUUGGACUCCAACAACUACUAUUCUUGGGCCAGAUCUAUGAAAAGGGCUUUGUGGAUUAAGAACAAGCUCGGGUUUAUUGAUGGUACCAUCUAUGAACCUUCUGACCCCAAUGAUCCUCUAAUGGAUCAUUGGCUGAGCUGCAAUGACAUCGUGAUAACAUGGAUGCAGAACACAUUGGCAGUUGAUAUCAAGUCUAGCACUACAUAUGCAGAGACUGUGCAUUAG